UGCAGUUGCUGAUUUCCCAGGAGCAAACUUCAUAUCUACUUUAAUUUGUCGAUCGACCUUGAAUUGAGUCUUUAAUUUCAAGUUUCAACACACGAGCUUCAGCCACGCACACCAGUCAACUUUAAAGCCCUAGGAUCAUGGCUGGAUUAUGUUCGACUCAUUUGUUGAGCUUGACACUAUUAGUGGCUGCACUUCUCUCUAAUGGAGAGGUGUUAAGAUUUGAUUUAGAAAGGGAAAUGAGCAAAGAAUAUAACCUAAGCCAUUUGCAACAACAUGAUCGACUCAGAAAUAUACGACACAUUCAACCGUACAGUAAUAAUGGUGCAGUGAAUCUCCCAGUUGAAGGAAGCUUUGACACCGGGCUUUACUAUACACGAAUUCAAUUGGGAUCUCCUCCAAAGGAAUUCUGUGUACAAAUAGACACAGGAAGUGAUGGUUUGUGGGUGAACUGUGCUUCUUGUAGAGAUUGCCAACACGAAAGUUUGCUAGAGGCUCAACCAGCAUUCUUUGACCCAUCAACCUCAACCACAUCCGGAUUCAUUUCAUGCUCAGACGACAAAAUUUGCACUGGGGACGGAUCCGGAUGUUCUGCCCAAAACCAUUACACCCACUAUUAUCAUUAUGGGGGAGGUUAUUGGGCAUUGGUUGAUUACGUGUACGAUGUCAUCCACUUGGAGAAAUCUAGUGGAACAUCAGCUAUCAACACUUCUACCCAAAUUAUUUUUGGAUGUGCAACUCAACGCCAAGGCGCAGAAAGUCUGAAUGCUCCAAUUGACGGAAUAUUUGGACUUGGAGUUCAACAAAUCUCUACCAUCAACCAGCUCUCAGCAAACGGAGUAAUGCCUCCGGUAUUCUCUCAUUGCUUGAAAAGAAGCGGUGGUGGUACAUUGGUGCUCGGGCAAGUUGAGGAGCAAAAUAUUGUUUACACGCCAAUAGUCGGAGGACCAAAUUACAAUGUGGAGCUGCAGAGUAUUUAUGUCAAUGGCCAACAAGUACCAAUUGAUCCACAAGCAUUUGGUACUAAUAAUGGCGGUACAAUAUUUGACUCUGGAACAAUUAUGGCUCACAUUGUGUCGGAGGCACAUGAUCCUCUAAUCAAUGCAAUCAACCAGGUUGUAUUGACAUAUGCUAAUGUGCUUAUGGGGGAUAUUCAAUGCUAUGCAUCCACAACCAGGGUGUUUUCUAUUUUCCCAAUAUUGCGUUUCAAUUUUGCUGGAGGUGCUUCAAUGACGUUAAGGCCAAUUGAUUACCUUAUACGUCAAGAUUCUGUGGAUGGAGCUGGACAUUGGUGCUUGGGACUUUUGAAAUCUGAAAGAGUAUCUGUUUUAGGAGAUCUUAUCUUGAAAGACAAGAUUGUUGUAUACGACCUAUUGAACCAACAGAUUGGAUGGACAGAUUAUGAUUGAACUUUUCCAUUAAAGAAUAGUCGGGUGAAUUGGACAAAUACCCAGUGGCGUAUCCAGAAAUUCCGGCUCUCAACCAAUAAAUAUUUCCAUAUCCAAGCCCAUCCGCAGGAAGAGUAGACCUUCACGCCAUCUGCGCCACAGCAUUAUAGCAAUAAUUGUUAUAACAUCAUUUUUACUGUGUUUGCUUUUAAUACAACGAGUACUCGCAUGUUUGGGUAAAGCAAGACAAGAACAUACAGAUUCUCCAGCUCAGGAAAUGGAACAAUUUUCUUAGCUUGCUGAUUCUGCAUGUACUUCAAUUCAUAUUUUUUGUGCAUGGCCUGGGCAGCCCACUGAUUGUAUAUGUAGUUGUAUACUACCUCCAUCCCACUAAGAUUGGGACGGAAGAAUGUGGCACGAUUAGUAAGAAAUGUGGGUUUGUGUGGUUGAUAUUAAAUUGAUAAAGUAAGAAUAAAGUAAGAAUGAUUUAGAGUCACACAAUAUUUACCAAAUUUGGUAUGAGACAAUCUUAGUGGGACUUCCCGAAAAGGUAAAAUGGGACAAUCUUA
Messenger RNA from Cuscuta epithymum, 1954 nucleotides. NCBI's taxonomy places the organism in Eukaryota, Viridiplantae, Streptophyta, Magnoliopsida, Solanales, Convolvulaceae. The record is from the annotation of a GenBank genome assembly.